This is a messenger RNA of Plasmodium coatneyi, 594 nucleotides long. RefSeq lists its product as uncharacterized. NCBI's taxonomy places the organism in Eukaryota, Apicomplexa, Aconoidasida, Haemosporida, Plasmodiidae. The transcript is spliced from 2 exons. Bases 1 to 594 code for a protein of 197 amino acids. The record is from RefSeq and is a predicted model, not a curated record.
AUGUGUAUACGCAUAAGCAAACUUACAGGGUUGAAUGAAAAAAUUCGAGGAUCGCUAUUUCGAAGAAAAAUCAGCGGGCCCACUCCGCUGUACAAAACGCCCCUUAGAUACAUUUGGUUCAUUUUUUUCUACAUAGACAUAUUCUUACUAUAUGUGUUCACCUUUUCGUGUUUUUUCUCCAUAAUUCUGCGCCAAGAAUGCUUUGAAACAUUUCCCAUCCUUUUUUUUACCGCGGCAAAUUUGGUUUCGAGCUUUUUUAUUGACUUUUUUUUUAUGCUAAUAAAGGGAGAAGAAAUUGUGAGCGAAGAUGAAAUUAUCGUAUCCACCUUUUUGACAAUAACGUUAUGUAUCUUUAAGGUUGCAACGAACGUUUGCACAUUUUAUUUCUCCUUCAUUACGUCGGGGAAAAUCAUGGACUCCACGGAGAUCCAUAUGAAGCAAAGGUGUCAUACGUCCGCCGCAAAAUGGCUGCUAUUGAAUUGUAUAAUUAUAAACUCCUUUUCGUUCCUCGAAACUUAUAUUGAAGCCAUUUUGACUUUGUUCUCGAUAGUUCAUUUUAAGAGGCAGGUGCAGAAUUACGAGACAAUCGUUUAA